This is a messenger RNA of Poeciliopsis prolifica (blackstripe livebearer), 2643 nucleotides long. It is a transcript of the gene mdm2, whose product is annotated as MDM2 proto-oncogene. NCBI's taxonomy places the organism in Eukaryota, Metazoa, Chordata, Actinopteri, Cyprinodontiformes, Poeciliidae. Gene Ontology annotation, biological process: negative regulation of apoptotic process; regulation of cell cycle. The record is from RefSeq and is a predicted model, not a curated record. Gene Ontology annotation, molecular function: ubiquitin protein ligase activity; identical protein binding. Gene Ontology annotation, cellular component: nucleus.
CACUAGGGCGCCGAAAUAUAAACUGGAAGGAACGAAAACGAGGUCUAAAUACUCGAAAAGCUUUUCGGAAUACUGGAAUUGAAUGAACAUUUAAGGAAUUUGUUUACCAAGCUGUUAAAGGAUGGGCUGCUGAGGCCAGAUUGGAUAUAAACUCAGCAACCGGCAUCACCAUGUCAGCUGGCGGGGAGUUUGUCAAUGAAAACAAGCUGGUGAGACCGAAGGAGGAGUUCGGUUCUCUGCUGCAACACGCCGGCGCCACCAAAGACGUUUUCACCAUAAAGGAGGUGAUGUUCUACCUGGGUCAGUACAUCAUGCAGAGGCAGCUGUACGACCAGAACCAGCAGCACAUCGUCCACUGCGCUCAGGACGCUCUGGGCCGGGUUCUGGGCGUCGACAGCUUCUCCGUGAAGGAACCAAGGGUUUUGUUUGCAAUGAUCACCAAGAACCUGGAGGCUGUGAGGAACCCAGAUUCAAAGACGGAUUUGAGUGAAGCUCACAGCAGCCAGACGGUCAGAAGGACGGAGGGAGCUGAGAGUUCAUCUCCAUCUCCAGAGCGGAGGAGGAGGAGGAGGAGGAGGAGGACCGACUCAGGUCCGUCCCACAGCACAGACGGAGAGGAAGAGGAGCAGCAGUCGGAGGACGAAGAGUCGGACGACGGCAGGAAGCGGCGGCGCUCGGACAGCUUCUCGCUGACGUUCGACGACAGCCUGUCCUGGUGCGUGAUUGGAGGGCUGGAAAGUGGGCGGGACAACCGCGGCAGCCAGUCGUCCGACUCCCACAGCGUCCGGUCCGGGAGGUCGGAGGUCACGAUCGCGGCGUCCGACUCGGACAGCGACAACUUCAGCGUGGAGUUCGAGGUGGAAUCGGUCGACUCGGACGACUACAACGAGGACGACGCGUCGCUGUCGGCCGACGACCAGGUUUAUGAAGUCACCAUCUUUGAGGCGGAGGACGACGACUCAUUCGACGACGACACGGAGAUCACAGAGGCUGACUACUGGCGCUGCUCCAAGUGUGACGAGCUGAACCCGCCGCUGCCCAGAAACUGCUUCCGCUGCUGGACGCUGCGCCGCGAUUGGCUGCCAGAGGCGUCCGCCGACCCCAAAGCCCUCCCCACCAACCAAUCAGCUGCCAAUAAAACUCCAGGUUUGGAUGUGGAGGAAAACGUCGACGUUCCUGAUGGAAAAAGAGCGAAGACUUCCUCCUCCUCCUCCUCCCAGGAGAAGCUGUGGACGCCCGAGUCCCAGCCGUCGUCAUCGGGCGACUCCCAGGACCCGGUGCCGGACCUGGAGCGCAGCGUGUUGGCCGAGUCCCGGGUGCCGGACUCGUGUCUGGACCCGUGUCUCAUCUGCCAGUCCCGACCCAAAAACGGCUGCAUCGUCCACGGCACCGGACACCUCAUGUCCUGCUACGUCUGCGCCAGGAAGCUGAAGAGGAGAAACAAGCUGUGCCCCGUCUGCAGGAUGCCCAUCCAGUCCGUCGUCCUCACCUUCCUCAGCUGAGAACGACCUCCAGCUGACCUCCAGCUGACCUCUAGCUGACCUCUAGCUGACCUCUACCUCCACAGGAUUAAUAAUAAUAAAUCUGCAAACAUCCAGCUGCACCGGUUCCUUGGUAUUACUUUGUAGAUAAACUUCAUGUAAAAACCGUAGAGAUGAGAAUUAAUUAUAUAAUUUAAUUUCUUAAAUUAUACCACUAAAAUGUUAUUAGAUGGCCGCCAAAGUUGAAGGGAAACAUUUUGACUUAUUUUUAGAAAACAUACAUUUUUUUUCUUCUUUUAUCCAGAAAUAAAGUGGAUGCUUCUUAUUUUGUAAAACUAUUUUUUUGCACGUUUAUUUCUACCAGGAAAUGUUAAUCUAUUAGAAAUAUUACAUCUGUUAUUUAUUUAUUUAAAACACUUAAAGAGCAUUUAAAUAAGACAGGUUAAGAGUUCUAAUGUUUUUCUGUUUGUUUUUACUGAAUAGACGUUUAGUUCUUUUUUUGUGAGCUGAGAAAUUAUUUGGAGAUUGAAACGUCAAUGCUGAGAUGGUUAGUUAAAAAUAAAAACCAGUUUUCAAAAUAUUAAAAUCUGCAAGAUGUUAGAUUUAGUGAACACCAGGGGGCAGUGUGGUGUCACCACUGAAAAUUGUCUAAUCUUUAAAUAUAACAUUUUAAAAUGGCCGCCAAAGUUGAAGAACCUGAACUCUGAACUUUAUUUUGAGUUGAAUUUAUAAAACGUUCAUUUUUAUUCUUUAAUCCAGAAAUAAAGUAAAAGUUUCACAAUAAGUGUUGUAAGUGGAUGCUUUUCAUUUUGUGACAUUUUUACAUUUAUUUAUUCCAGAAAAUUUUCAACUACUAGAAGUUAUACCUCUUAUUAAUUGAAAACAUUUUAGGAACAUUAAUAUUGGUUAAUAUGUAAUUUUUUGUUUUUACUGAAUGAAUCUUUAAUUUUCAUCAGUUUGAGCUGCCAAAUGAUUUAAAGUUUAUUAUUUAAAUGCUGUGUGAUGUUUUUUGUUUAGUUAUCUGCAAACCAUUGGUUAAAACUUUUUUUAUAAGACAAAUCUCUGCAGGAUGUGUUGUAUUCUUUGACCACAAGGGGGCAGCGUUGUAUUUCUAUAAUUAAACCCAAAUGCAACGCAUUUAAAUAAAUCCAGUUUAAAGCUA